CGUCACACGCCGAGCAGUAACGCCUUGCAUCCACUGCGCAUGUCAGUAAUUCCGUCUGUUUUGAGUUUAUGUAUGUGUGUCUGCGUGUGUGUCCUUUCCCACACGAGUUUACUGCAAUUCCGAAUUCUUACAACCACCGCCAGAAUGGCAGCUGCACCCCCGAACCCAGACGACUCUAGCCGGGGUAGUAGCGGUAGCAGCACGCCCAGCGUCCUUGUCGGGGACGGGGACACUGAAGAGGCCGAGGAUUUCACCUCCUCUUCCCACUGCACAGAGCUAUCUCGGCGGCAGAACGAACAGAGGAAACAGGGAUUGUUCUGCGACGUGACGCUGGCCUUCAGCAGUGGGGCGGCAACCGGGAAUGUUCAGAGCUGUGAGCUUUCCGCUCACCGUUCUGUACUGGCCGCUGCUACGGACUAUUUCACGCCGUUGCUGGGAGGGCAGUUCUCCGAGUCGCUGUCGGGUCGGGUUGAGAUGAAGGAAUGGAGCGCUGAAUUGGGACCAGACCCGGAGACGGUGGAGAGUGUCAUUCAGUACAUGUACAUCGGAGAAAUACGUGUGAGCACCUGCAAUGUGCAUGAAGUGUUAGAGCUUGCUGACAGGUUCCUGCUGCUGCAUCUGAAGGAGUUCUGUGGGGAGUUCUUGAAGAAGAAGCUGAGCCUGGCCAACUGUGUGGCGGUGCACAGCCUGGCUCACAUGUACACCCUGGACCAGCUGGCUCUGCGGGCUGCAGACAUGAUCCGACGCAAUUUCCACAAGGUCAUCCAGGACGAGGAGUUCUACACCCUGCCCUUCCACCUGGUGAGGGACUGGCUGUCUGACGCAGAGAUCACCGUGGACGAGGAAGAGGUGCUGUUUGAGGCUGUGGUGAAGUGGGUCCAGAGGAACACAGAACAGCGGGGGAGGUACUUUGAGGAGUUGUUCCGUCUCCUCCGGCUACCCCAGAUUAAGCCCACCUGUCUGACGCGCGUGGUGAAGAACGAGGCACUGGUGGCUGCCAACCAGGCCUGUCUCCGCCUGGUGUCCGAUGCCGUGGAGGGCCACGCCAUCCGCUGUGAGAACCUCAAGUCAGCUGACCUGGAGUUCUGGUCGUCCUACAUGGCCUCCUUCCAGCCGCGCUUCGGCCAGAACAUGGACGUGAUCAUGGUGGUGGGCGGGGUGUCGGAGGGGGGUGACUACCUGAGUGAAUGUGUGGGUUACUUCAUCUACGAGGACCGCUGGGUUAACCUGCCCCACAUCCACAACCACCUGGAUGGCCAUGCCAUCGCCACCACAGAGUCCCACAUCUACGUAGCGGGAUCCAUGGAACCGGGCUUCGCCAAGACCGUGGAGCGCUACAACCCCAACCGCAACACCUGGGAACAGGUGAGCAACCUGACCACACGUAAACACUCCUUUGGUCUCACCUGUAUCAAAGACAUCCUGUAUAGCAUCGGUGGCCACGGCAACUUCAGCCCCGGCUUCAAGGACGUGAGCGUGUACGAGCCUGAGCCGGACAAGUGGCACAACCUGGAGUCGGCGCCCAAGAUCCUGCGGGACGUGAAGGCGGUGAGCGUGGAGGACCGCUACGUAUACGUGACGGCGCGCACGCCGGUGGACACGGACAACGAGGACGGGCUGAAGACGGUCACCACACGUUACGACACAGAGAGCCGCCAGUGGCAGGACGUGGACUCCCUGCCGCUCAUAGACAACUACUGUGUGUUCCAGAUGGCUGUAGCCUCCACCAACUUCUACCACACAGCCUCCUGCUGCCCUAAGAGCUACACGGUGCGGGACGAGGCCGCCAAGCAGAAGAUCAGCGCUCACAUAUCAGACGAGAUCCUGGAGAGCUUGCCGCCUGAGGUCACCAGCGUCGAGGGCGCCGCCAUCUGCCACUUCGACGAGGACGUGUUUGUGAUCGGCGGCUGGAAGAACAGCGACGACGUGGACAAGCAGUACCGCAAAGAGGCCUACCGCUACUCUGCCGAAAGGAAGCGCUGGAUGCUGCUGCCGCCCAUGCCCCAGCCGCGCUGCCGCGCCACCGCCUGUCACGUACGCAUCCCCUACCGCUUCCUGUACGGCUGCCAGCGCUACCCCAUGCCCCAGAACCUGGCCCGCCAGCGGGACCGUAUGCAGCAGAUGCAGCAGCUACACCGGCGCACCCUCACCCUGCGCAGGCAGCUGCAGUCUCAGAUCGAGUGCUGAGCUGUUGCAACCCCUGUCUGUCCAUCACACCCACCCCAGUGGGGGAGCAGCCCAGUUCAGAUCCAAGCCCCAAACAUCCCCUGGAAGCCAUCGUCAUCAACCCCCACCCAUAACCUGCUGGAGCAGCGGCUCCUAUGUUGCUCUCAUGUUGGUUCUCUUUCAAGAGAACUCUGUGCCAGAUCAUCAGGUUGAGACUAUGGUGUUGGUUGAGAUUAUGGUGUUGGUUGAGAUUAUGGUGUUGGUUGAGACUAUGGUGUUGGUUGAGACUAUGGUGUUCAAGGCUGGGAGAUGUGGGAGGGAUGUGACUCUGUGCUGUCCAGGUGUUAGUCUAUGUGGGGAGGACAGGCUGAAUGUUACAAAUGUGAAUAGAGUGUUGUACAGUGACCAACAUCGGACUACACUACGUAUGUACGUCAGGCACAGGUGAUGUUUGUCUUUUUAUACAUGCAUAUAGUAUAUAGUUGUAUAUGUAUACUUUUAUUAUAUAUAAAUAUUUUCUGUCCCCCUUUUAUGCUUAUAUGAUGUAGGCAAUGUGACCCUUCAAUACAGCAGAAUCUAUAUUCCUCCAAUCCAAUGUGCUUAGUGAAGUCAGUCGCUCUCUAUGACAUUCCAUCAGGACACUGAUGGUCUCUCCAUGCAAAUAUCAUUCAUUCAUACAUACAUACAUACACACACACACACACUCUGUCCAGCUGUAGGGUCGGGACAGUACCAGUAUUGCGAUACUCGUUAGUGUCGUGGCAAGUGAACGUAACACGAAGCAGAUUUAACUUUGUUAGGAAAACAAACAUUUUAUGUCAUCCAGAGUCUCAUUUCUUUUUCCAAGCUAUAGCACACAAAAUGUUACAUACAGCUGGUUAUUAUAGGACCUAAGGGUUCGGUCUGUUUCGUGUAUUCAUUUUUGCCAUGGAAAAAUUAUUGCCAUACUGGUGUCAUCCUGGCCCUACCAGUCAGUCGGACCAAACCCUUACCAAUGCCUGAUGGCUUUUCUGUGCUUUAUACUAGUCUCAUCUGAAUGGCUCUGCUUGUUGUUAUUAUAGCUUUGAUACAGUAGCUUAAUAUGAAUGAAAGGAGAAUUGUCUUAUAUUUAUUAUCAGAUCUACGGUCCAAUCAAGAGUGGACAACUUAAUUAGUGAUUUACCAUCACUAUGUGGGCUGUGGUUUUCCCCUGUUUCCUUAAUGGAGCGCAGUAAAUUAGACUUCUCUCCUCCCCUGGUUGCUUAUUUCUGACGGUCGAUAGUGUAUUUCUUUGAGCAGUCAGUGCAGAGAGGGGUAGUCAAGAGAGAAAUCUCCCAUGUGGCAUCAGUUAGAAAGAUAAGAAGUUGGAAAGGAGAAUGGAGAUGGUGGGAGUCUGAGACAGAUGGAGAGUUUAUUCAUCCAUCCCCAUUCUCUUAAUUAGACUCGUGUGCACCCAUCCGUCUGCAAGAGUGAUGGUCAUCAUUCUGUUCAUGUCUGAGUCUUGUGGAAAAUUCUCCUUGUCAGUGUUUUCUAACAGGUAUCUUAAUUAAAAUAUUAUUAAUAACUUUUUUUUUU
Molecule: messenger RNA, 3720 nt
Organism: Oncorhynchus mykiss (rainbow trout)
Lineage: Eukaryota; Metazoa; Chordata; Actinopteri; Salmoniformes; Salmonidae
Product: kelch-like protein 11
Molecular function (GO): protein binding
Source: RefSeq, a predicted model, not a curated record